Messenger RNA from Cyprinodon variegatus (sheepshead minnow), 1691 nucleotides. RefSeq names its product intraflagellar transport 57 (gene ift57). The transcript has 11 exons. Gene Ontology annotation, biological process: non-motile cilium assembly; intraciliary transport. The record is from RefSeq and is a predicted model, not a curated record. NCBI's taxonomy places the organism in Eukaryota, Metazoa, Chordata, Actinopteri, Cyprinodontiformes, Cyprinodontidae. Bases 347 to 1588 code for a protein of 413 amino acids. Gene Ontology annotation, cellular component: centrosome; intraciliary transport particle B; Golgi apparatus.
AACCGAGAGGAAGAAGAAGAUGUAAAGGACGGCGUAGCUUCUCCGCUUGUUCAAAGUGGUUAAAUUUGUGGUUAUUAUUUUAAUAUUAGCACUACAUCUAUACAAUUUAGACAUUAAACCGGUUUCAGUAUACAGCUAUUUUAUAUAUUUUUAAAGUUGGUCUGAAAUCGUUAGAUAGAAGCUAAGAUGAGCUACAUCCGGGGCUAGCAAGCGUCGUUUAGCUCCCUGUUCCCCUGGCAACGUGUAGGGCGAGCAUCUGUGAGGCCGCGGACGGAUACCUCUGCCUCCAUUUAGCAGUUUCUGUUCCUAGAAUCGCAAUUAUUUUUAUUAAUCGUCAGUGUGCCGGAUGGCGGAGGGUGGAAGACGUGGAGAGGAGGAGGACCGUGGGCCCGGAGCGGCUUACCAGGAGUUUGUGUUGAUGGAGAACCUUCUGGAUAAACUGAAGCUGCUGAACUAUGAGGAGGAAGUUCUAGUGAAACACAACAUGAAGAACCUGACCAGACAUUACUUUGUCUCCAGUCCCUACCUGCCAUCCAACCCUGGCGAGCAGUUCUACAUGUUCACCAUCAUCGCUGCCUGGCUCAUCAACGUUGCGGGAAGGCCUUUCCCAGAACCUCAGGAGUACGAUGAGCCCUACGCCAACGUGUCUAACAUCCUGGCAGAACUCCGGGCUUUUGGUGUUAAGGUGGACUUCCCACCCUCCAAACUGGUGUCUGGUUCCGGCGAGUACGUCUGUUUAGUUUUGGACCAUCUGGCCAAUCAGGCGCUGAAGAAGACAGGCUUCACCUUUAGAAGACCAAACUAUCCUGAAGAAAACCAAGAGGAAGAGUCUGUGAUCAACGAUGAUGCGGAGCUCACGCUUAGCAAAGUGGAGGAGGAGAUGAUUGAUGAAGCUGACGAUGACGAGGAGAACCUGAUGGACCUGGAGGCCCUGAAGUUAUGGAGAGCUCCCACUCAGGAAGCAGAAAGGAGCUCCAAACCGGACGAGAUCCUGGAGUCCACUGUGGACGCUGCAGAGUGGCGGCUGGAGGUGGAGAGAGUUCUGCCGCAGCUCAAAGUCACCAUCAGGGCAGACAACAAGGACUGGAGGAACCAUCUGGACCAGAUGCAUCAACACAGAGACGGGAUCAAGUCAUCGCUCAAAGAGACCGAGAGCUAUCUGGACAAUCUUCAGGUAGACAUCGGGAAGACUCUGGAGAAGGUGAGCAGCAGAGAGAAAUACAUCAACCGCCAGCUGGAGAACCUGAUCCAGGAGUACCGCAACGCUCAGGCCAAACUCAGCGAGGAAAAGGAGCUCUACAAGCAGGCAUGCGGAGGAGUGACAGAGAAAACCAGAGUCCUGGCAGAGAUCAGUGAGGAGCUGGAGAAGGUAAAGCAAGAGAUAGAAGACAAGGGCCGCAGCAUGUCUGAUGGAGGCCCCGUGGUGAAGAUCAAGCAGAGCUUCACUAAGCUGAAGCAGGAGAUCACCCAGAUGGACGUGAGGACAGGCGUGGUUCAGCACCAACUGCUGCAGGCCGAACUCAUGGUGAAAUCCAAUAUGACACGUGACAUGCACGCCACCGAACACACCGCUGGGCCUUUGGGCUAGUCCCUCUGGUAGGACGGGCCCUCCCAGACCUCAGUGAGGUUCUGCUCCUCCUGAUGGACCUGGAACAGUUUUUACUGCUUAAAUCUGAACUGAUAAUCCAUCA